Messenger RNA from Cladophialophora bantiana CBS 173.52, 387 nucleotides. RefSeq lists its product as uncharacterized. NCBI's taxonomy places the organism in Eukaryota, Fungi, Ascomycota, Eurotiomycetes, Chaetothyriales, Herpotrichiellaceae. The transcript has a single exon. The coding region runs from base 1 to 387 and encodes 128 amino acids. The record is from RefSeq and is a predicted model, not a curated record.
AUGUUGACCCUUAUGCCCACGUCCUUCAUUACCAUGAUCUGCUCCAUCAUGGUAAGUAUACCACCCGCCAUCCCUAUCACCAUUCCAAUCAUUGUGGUCAUGGUAGCCUUCAUUCCCAUUGCCAUUAUGACCUCUAUCCCCUCUGCCAUGAUUCCCGCCGCAGCAACAGUGGUGCUCAGUACGGUUGUCAUGAUGUCCGUCGUAAUGCUGGUCACGGUUAUUACCCAGAUCCCGGAAUUCGUCAUCGCUGUCGUCGUACAGAUCCGGAUCCAUAUCGGACAUAUUGUCAUUGUCAUCGUCCUCGCCGACAGCGGCGUCUCGGUUGUAUGGUCUAUGUUGCUCGGGGUGCAGAUGAUGAUGACCGGGGAAUUGGCCUCGGAUAGUUAG